AUGGUCCUCGCUGUUGAUCUCCUCAACCCUUCGGCGUCUGCCGAAGCGCGCAAGCACAAGCUGAAGAACCUCGUCCCAGCGCCGAGAUCCUUCUUCAUGGACGUCAAGUGCCCCGGCUGCUUCACGAUCACCACCGUCUUCUCCCACGCACAAACCGUUGUCAUCUGCGCCGGCUGCUCGACCGUUCUCUGCCAGCCCACUGGAGGAAAGGCCAGGCUCACCGAGGGCUGCUCUUUCCGCCGCAAGUAGACUUGACGCCUCGCUACUUCUCCGACUCGCACCAGCACACUACCGGUGAAAACCUCCCCAAAGAUGGGCAACAGCAACAGUGGGCGAUGUAAGGGUGGAACUUGGGAUUGGGAUGGAAAGCACAACGCCUAUCUGCUGUAUUCUUGGGGCCUAGGCUGGUAGCUUAUGGUUCUGGGUAGCUGGUAGCUUACGGUUAUGAAUGAAUAACUGUGCUGGUAGCUUACGGUUCUGAGUAACUGUGCUGGAGUAAUGAUAUUGCUUUGACUCAGUCGUGCUUUGAAUGUCAGUAACCCUGGCAACUGUUUGUGAAUACGGGCUUGCUUUCGGAGUCGUGCAUUGAAUGCCAGUGAACCUGGUGAAUCCUGUUUUCCUCAGAGUCGUGCACUCAAUACCAGUAAAUCUAUCAAAUCUCUGUGAUGACAGCUAUAUAUUGCAUUGAAUGUUUGCCCGUACUAUAUAGUAAAUGAUGCGGCUAAUACUGUGGCCUGCCGGCAAGCAAAUUCGUCGGUGCUCCUCACGUGCUCCCAAUCCACGCCCUUAUCAACCACAUCGUAGCCAAAUUUAAUCAUAACCCC
Pseudogymnoascus verrucosus is the source of this 824-nucleotide messenger RNA. RefSeq names its product 40S ribosomal protein S27 (gene RPS27). NCBI's taxonomy places the organism in Eukaryota, Fungi, Ascomycota, Leotiomycetes, Thelebolales, Thelebolaceae. The transcript has 2 exons. Gene Ontology annotation, molecular function: RNA binding; structural constituent of ribosome. The record is from RefSeq and is a predicted model, not a curated record. Bases 1 to 249 code for a protein of 82 amino acids. Gene Ontology annotation, cellular component: cytosolic small ribosomal subunit; ribosome. Gene Ontology annotation, biological process: translation; ribosomal small subunit assembly.